AUGAUCAAACACGCGAUCCAAAGCACCAUGUUCAGCGCACUGAGCCUUGUCCGUUCACCCCCGCAGGUCGAGGAGCUCGGCUCCAAACUUGACUCGGCCGGUGUCCCAUACACUCUGGACCCAUGCCGAACGUGCGCGGAUCCUUGUGACCUCGGACAUGAAGAAUGGCCAAACCGGUUCGACGUGGACUUGUCUUCAGACAUGCUUGGUUCAGUCAAACCUUAUGGUAGACAGGUCGUCAUUUCAACCGGAAAAUCCGAUUGGGUGCGCGAGGUGACAGAGGAAUCCGACUCUCUUGCGGAACACCUCAACAACGUUCACGGUAAACUGGUAUCUUCAUCGACCGCCCGUCCUUCAAAAUCGGAAGGCGCUCCGGCUGGAGUAUUCACCGCUUCCGACUCGACGCGGCUGUCUGUGCUUAAUGGAUCCCACCGCGAAGUUGGGUGCGCCCCUAAAACGCAUACAGUGCUUGUGUUCCCGGAUUAUAAACUUGUCAAGGACGUACCAGCGACGACCGAGGGCGCAAGUGAGCUGUGGAAGGCUGUUCUUGACCCUGCUGUAGGGAUAGAAGGAAAACCGAGUGGCGCGGGUAUGAAGUCCUGGAUCUUGCCCUACUCUGCUGUCAUUUUACUUUGCUCCCACAAACGACGAGACAACAGAUGCCAUAUCGCUGCUCCCGUCUUGGAAGAUGCCUUUACGACAAGUCUGUCCAACCAAGGCUGGGAUGUUCAUACACAAAUUGACGACCCGGCCGAGCACGGACAACCAGCACUGGAAGACCUACCAGAGCCUCGUGCGGAGAAUGCGAAACAACGAUUGCAGGCAUUACGAAAACCUGAAAGUGACUUUUCUCAGCGCGUUUUAAUAUUAAGAAACUCGCAUAUGGGGGGUCAUAAAUUUGCGGGAAACGUGAUUAUUUACUUCCCUUCAGGAAACGGUGUUUGGUACGGUCGCGUCUCGCCGCAUGAAGUACAAGCUGUAGUCGAGUCUACGAUUCUUGGAGGAAAGUGCUACCCGCACUGCUGCGAGGAGGCACGUUCAAACGAGACGGACAUUUGUUGA
Rhizoctonia solani is the source of this 1062-nucleotide messenger RNA. Its product is annotated as altered inheritance of mitochondria protein 32. The coding region runs from base 1 to 1062 and encodes 353 amino acids. The transcript is spliced from 5 exons. The record is from RefSeq and is a predicted model, not a curated record. NCBI's taxonomy places the organism in Eukaryota, Fungi, Basidiomycota, Agaricomycetes, Cantharellales, Ceratobasidiaceae.